Messenger RNA from Panicum virgatum (switchgrass), 2370 nucleotides. RefSeq lists its product as uncharacterized. The record is from RefSeq and is a predicted model, not a curated record. NCBI's taxonomy places the organism in Eukaryota, Viridiplantae, Streptophyta, Magnoliopsida, Poales, Poaceae. Gene Ontology annotation, molecular function: GTP binding. The transcript has 11 exons. The coding region runs from base 370 to 2001 and encodes 543 amino acids.
AGUAGGGAAGGGUUUAGUAGAGAACCGGAAAACCUCACCUCGCCGGCGGCGAAUUCGUUGGCGGCGGCGGGAGGGGAAGCCACCUUCCUCUCUCUGGUCUCCGCGCCCCUUCAUCGGAGACCUUCACCGCCGGCGGACGGAGACAAAAAGCCAGGCCUCCGUCCAACGAAGUCCUCUCUCCCUCUCGUCGAGAACCACAUCGCCUUCAUCCCCACCUUCCCCGCCAUCUGCUGCUGCGUUUGUGGGCCUUCUUUCCAAGCGGCGACGACAGGGGAGUGGCUCCGCCCUUGCCAGUUCUUCGUCGGACGCUUUGCCGGCCGACAAGUUUUAUUCGGAUCUGGGCCUGCCCCUGGUUGAACCAGAAACCCCAUGACCGCCCCUGGUGGCCAGAGGAAUUGGAGCAGCAGUGGACCUGCCAGUGGGAGGAAGAACAAGGAAAGAGGAAAUGACAGAGCGAAAGGAACCAGGGUUGCAAGUUGGAGCAACAACGAGAAGAGGGAAGAAAACAAAGGGCGCCGAGGAAAUGCAGGAUCAACAAGGCGGUCGAGUGAGGGAGUUCCUCGAGUUGCUGUGAAGAAGAGUGCGUCUGGAUUUGACAGGAGGAAAAGGAAGAUGGACGAUGACUCGUGGGAUGAUGUUGGUGGUGGCAAGAAUGUUUCGUCUUCCAAAUCAAAGUUUACCAGAAAGACUGCUUCCACCAUAAGCCAUCGAAAAAUUGCUCCUGGAAAAUUUGAUAGAUUGAAGUCUCAAAGUUUGUCUGAGGACAGCUCACGUGCAGGGAGGAGUACCAGCAAGGUUUCUGAUAUUAGUAGUCGAUCAGCGCUCAGUAAGAACUCUGGAGCAUCACUAGGGAAGAGGUUUGGUGCAUCAACAGAAUUCAAGCGUACAAAAAAGUGUGCAGCUAAAGAAGUAGCUUUGGAUGAGGAGGUUGCAGAUAGCAAAAAGUCAGAUGACUCGGAUCAUAUUACUGAAGAAGAGAAGCCUCGCCCUCGCCUUACUCGAGUGCUGGACCGGAGUGGGAAGAAAAUAAAGCCUGCUAAGAAAGAUGUAGUUCCUGAUGCUGAGGAUCCUAUUCCUCCUAAGAAGAGAAAGCGGAUGAAGCUAGAUCCUUACGACACUUCGAACAAAAGGAUUGAAGAUUCUCCUCCUAUCCAGGCUGCUUGCAGUGCAGAGAAGGUUCUAGUGAAGUGUGCACCUGAAGAGACCGAAAUGUCUAUAAAUGCAAAAUUCCGUGCUAUACAGCCAACUCCCUCAAUACUUUCAUAUGUGGAAGAUAAUUUACUAGGUCGCAGGCGUCUAAAUGAGAUAAAAAAUGCUGGUUACAACGUCAAGAUUUCUGCUCCUCUGGAUAAUGUUCCCUUCUCAACCAGUACGGAACGUGAGCGCAUAGAAGAAAGUGUGUUCAGAAAUAAGCUGGAAUUCUUUGCUGCUGCCAAGAUCUCUUCAUCAUUCCCUCCUCCUACACUUCCAGAGAUUGCAUUUGCAGGUGUAUCAAAUGUUGGAAAAUCCUCACUCCUAAAUGCACUUACAAGACAGUGGGGUAUUGUGCGAACAUCAGAUAAGCCAGGACUUACUCAGAGUAUAAAUUUCUUUCGCAUUGCAUCAAAGUUAUGCCUUGUUGAUUUACCUGGAUAUGGAUUUGCUUAUGCAAAGGAAGAAGUUAAGGAGUCAUGGCAAGAACUUGUGAAGGAAUACGUUUCUACCAGGGUUGGCCUAGAAAGAGUGUGUCUUCUUGUGCACACUAAGCGUGGAAUGAAGCCAUUGGACUACGAGCUUGUAGAUUUAAUGGAAAGGCACAAGACGCCAUACCAGAUUGUGCUGACCAAGACUGAUUUAGUUUUCCCGAUAGAUGUUGCUCGCCGUGCUAUGGAAAUCCAAGAGAGUCUAAAGAAGAAUAAGUCAGUGGUAAACCCAGUGAUUAUGGUGAGCUCUAAAACAGGAGCCGGCAUACGCAACCUCAGAGGUGUGCUUGGAAAAUUGGCUCGCUUCAUCAAACCGUAGCAAAGCGCUGCAAGUUUUGGACUCUGCAUCAAUGGAGGCUAGCCAAUCGUGGAGAUAAAGCAUUCGUUCUAGGUAGGUUAGGAUUUUCAGCCUAGCUGUAUCACGGGCUCAGAUUCGGAUUUGAGUGAACUGUUUUCCUUGUGAGGGGAUUAUGCCGUGUAGAGAUCAGAUCACAUUCACGAUCUACUUGAUAUGUGCAAUAAUUGAGGUUUCCUCAUUUGGAGAUAUACUGUGCUCACAAAAGCGUAAUGUUGUUUUGUCGUCUCAUGCUGGUUACCGUUGUAGUAAUGUAUUCGCUCCUUGAUGUGGAGUACAUUUUCGGUGAUGAUUUAUGAGCCACUGAUGUUUAUGUUCUUUGAAGAAAAGAUA